CCCCUCCUCUAUUCACCAAUUGUGACAUGACUUGUGACGUGACACUUGCCAUGCGUUUCCAAUUUGUUCUAGGAUAUUUUUCUUUUUCAUUUGAACGUUGAAAGUGUAACAUGGCGCCCACUAAACCGGCCGUAGCCGUGGGAAAAGCUGCCCCCAAAACCGCCGCUAAAACUGCCCCAAAGAAACAACAGUUGAGAGGCAAAGGUCUGAAAAAGAAGAAGGUUUCUUUGAAGUUUGUGAUCGACUGCACACAUCCUGUUGAAGACAGCAUUUUGGAUGUACAAAACUUUGAAAGUUACUUGAAAACCAGGAUCAAGAUCAAUGGCAAAACCAAUAAUUUUGCUGCUGGUAAAUCUGGUCAACAUCAGGUCACCCUGAGCAAAGAAAAGAACACCAAAAUUGUUCUGAGCUCAGAAAUUCCUUUCUCCAAAAGGUACUUGAAAUACCUUACCAAAAAAUACUUGAAAAAGAACAACUUGAGAGAUUGGCUCCGUGUCGUCGCCUCUGGAAAAGACUCCUACGAACUUAGAUACUUCCAGAUCAACAACCAGGAAGAUGAUGAGGAUGAAGAUGUUGAGUAAACUUAAGUUUUGUAUCAGUUGACAAUUAAAUAAUUAAAAAAUAAUUUGUUUUA
Messenger RNA from Ceutorhynchus assimilis (cabbage seed weevil), 634 nucleotides. NCBI's taxonomy places the organism in Eukaryota, Metazoa, Arthropoda, Insecta, Coleoptera, Curculionidae. The record is from the annotation of a GenBank genome assembly.